This is a messenger RNA of Daphnia pulicaria, 1877 nucleotides long. RefSeq names its product cyclin-dependent kinase 8-like (gene Cdk8). Gene Ontology annotation, biological process: protein phosphorylation. Lineage: Eukaryota; Metazoa; Arthropoda; Branchiopoda; Diplostraca; Daphniidae. Bases 176 to 1798 code for a protein of 540 amino acids. The record is from RefSeq and is a predicted model, not a curated record. Gene Ontology annotation, molecular function: ATP binding; cyclin-dependent protein serine/threonine kinase activity; RNA polymerase II CTD heptapeptide repeat kinase activity. The transcript has 10 exons. Gene Ontology annotation, cellular component: nucleus; mediator complex.
AAACAAAGAUGUUUUUUUUUGUUUUUUCACCUUUUAUUUGAAUUUUUAGUUUUUUCCGUCUGCUCUUCAUUUCCUCCAUCUGGCAAACGUCAUUACAGUAUAACAAACCAAAAAUCGUCAACAAGAAAAAAUAUCAACAUUACACAAAUUGAUUUGCAUUCAUGCAAUAACUAGCAUGGAUUACGAUUUUAAAGUUCGAACGAGCGUAGAACGUACCAAAGUAGAAGAUCUGUUUGAAUAUGAAGGAAGGAAGAUUGGUCGUGGUACUUACGGUCAUGUGUAUAAAGCAAAAAGAAAGGAAACAUUCGCCACUUCGGAUAUUAAUAAACUAAUUAGUGCUGACCAAAAGGAAUAUGCAUUAAAGCAAAUUGAAGGCACUGGUCUUUCCAUGUCAGCUUGUCGUGAAAUAGCCUUGCUCAGGGAGUUAAAGCAUCCUAAUGUGAUCAAUCUUCAACGAGUAUUUCUUUCCCAUACUGAUCGCAAAGUUUGGCUUCUUUUUGAUUAUGCAGAACAUGACUUAUGGCACAUCAUUAAAUUCCACAGAGCAGCCAAAGCAAAUAAAAAGGCAGUUUACACUCCUAAAGCCAUGGUAAAAUCUUUGCUAUAUCAAAUCUUGGAUGGGAUUCACUACUUGCAUUCUAACUGGAUCCUUCAUCGUGAUUUGAAACCAGCCAACAUCUUAGUCAUGGGAGAAGGAAUUGAAAGGGGAAGAGUUAAAAUUGCCGACAUGGGUUUUGCUCGUUUGUUUAAUUCACCACUGAAACCUUUGGCUGAUUUGGACCCUGUAGUUGUGACUUUCUGGUAUCGAGCACCAGAACUGCUUUUAGGAGCUAGGCACUACACAAAAGCUAUUGAUAUUUGGGCUAUUGGAUGUAUUUUUGCUGAACUACUAACAUCAGAACCAAUUUUUCAUUGUCGUCAAGAAGACAUUAAAACUUCCAAUCCCUAUCAUCACGAUCAACUCGAUCGAAUUUUCAACGUAAUGGGAUUUCCACAUGACAAGGACUGGGAAGAUAUUAAAAAAAUGCCUGAACAUCCUACACUUCUCAAGGAUUUUAAACGUAACAACUAUCAAACAUGUUCCUUGAUGAAGUAUAUGGACCGGUAUAAAAUUAAAGCCGAUACUAAAGCUUUUCAUUUGCUUUCCAAACUUUUAAUGAUGGAUCCUACUAAAAGAUUCACCUCAGAAUCUGCCAUGGCUGAUCCUUACUUUCAGGAAGAUCCUUUACCUACUUCAGACGUCUUUGCUGGUUGUCCUAUUCCGUACCCGAAGCGAGAAUUUUUGAGUGACGAAGAGCAAGAUGACAAAUCUGAUAGCAGCAAGAUGAUUGCUAAGAAUCCACAGGGUCAGAAUACUGCAGCGAAUGCCCCCAAUGACCAGUCUCAUGGUCCUAAUGCAAAACGAGUACGGUUGGCUCCCCCACAUCCUGGAAACAAUGUUGGUGGAUCCAACAUGUCAGGAGGCCCACCAGAUUUCCAUGGUCAACAUGUUGGACAGCAACCCCAUGUACAGCAGCAUCCUUCUGCACAGCAACAACAACAACAGCAGCAGCAGCAACAACAACAGCAACAACAGCAGCAGCAACAACAACAACAGCAGCAGCAGCAGCAACAACAGCAACAGCAACAUGCUUCACAAUCGGGUAAUUCUAAUCAUGGCCAUGGCCAUCACCCUCAGCAUCCGUCACAACAAGGCAACAUGCAAGGAGGUAUGCAUCCGAACUAUUCCAAUCAUCCUGGCCAUCCUCAACAACAGUCGCAUCCUCAGCAAAACAACUCAUUUAAUCAAAGAUUCUGAUGCUCUUUUCAUCUAAUACUAGCAACUUAUUGUAUUUUGUCUUCAUUUUGAAUUCGUAAAAUAAAAUAAAAUGCGUACA